Pleurotus ostreatus (oyster mushroom) is the source of this 1110-nucleotide messenger RNA. RefSeq lists its product as uncharacterized. The transcript has a single exon. The record is from RefSeq and is a predicted model, not a curated record. NCBI's taxonomy places the organism in Eukaryota, Fungi, Basidiomycota, Agaricomycetes, Agaricales, Pleurotaceae. Bases 1 to 1110 code for a protein of 369 amino acids.
AUGCUCAUGUCCUUCUGCUUCGUGUGUCUAGCUUCGGGUCUCCUGUCGUCUCUCUCUGACCCCUCCUCGUCUGCCUCCAAUAACAACAACUCCGCAAAUAACUCGAAUUCGAAUGCCUCGGGAAGCAAUAACGCGCCGUACGACUACGGCUCGGACUCGCGCCCGCAAUCGCGGAGAUUGAGCGUCAUGGAGCUGUGCAACGACCCGUCGAACCCCAACGCCUCCAACUCCCUCAACACGACUGGGCUCGGUGCGUACCUGCUCGGCGGCGGUGGAGGUGGUGGAGGAAGCAGGCCAACGACGAGCAGCGGGGGUGUGGCGAGUGGUGUCGGCGCGCUGGCGUUGAUCGACCGCGAGAGGCAGACGCAGACGCAGCAUCAAAGUGAAGGAGGUGGAGGUAGUGGAUCGCUGAACGGGAGCAGGAGGGCGCCCCCGCCGCCCGAGCUCGUGCUCACGCGGUCUAUCAGCGGUGGAAGUGGUGCGGGUGGGCAGCCGGACUCUGCGGCGAGCAUGUCGUCGGCUUCAUCCUCGUCAACACGGGGUGGAGGUGGAGGUGGAGGGAGUGGCGGAAGUGCGAGCGGGACGUCGUCCCCUGCGUCUACUAUCAGCCACGGGCCGUCGCCCUACGCCCGCUCGAACGGCGGCUCCUUCGGUUCUGGGGCCGGUGGACGUAAUGUAAGUGGUGGAGGCGGAGGCGGAGGAAAUGGAGGAGGAGGCGGAGGCAGUGGUGGAGGGCAUCAGUUCCGGUACCAUCACCACCAUAGCCCGCAGAUGCAGCAGCAGCAUCUCCAGCACCAACAGAAGCUGCGCCAAUCCCGCACGGCGACAUCGCCGUUCGCGCUGGUGCACGCGCCUCACUCGCCGCAUCUUCCUCAUUCGCCUGACACCGACAUGCAGUAUGUGGCGGGGCCGUUCGUGCACCAGCAUCAGCAUCAGCAGGGUGCGCGAUCGCCGUUUGAGCUGCCCCAUCAGCAUCAGCACCUCCCGCCGCCUGCCUCGCCAUUCUACGAGCCCCCGCCGCCCGCGUACGAGCACGGUGACGCGUAUGGCACGGAGAUGUAUGGCGAGGCGUCGCCCUCGCUCGAUGGAUCCGACCCCGGGUCAUGUUGA